Tarenaya hassleriana is the source of this 676-nucleotide messenger RNA. RefSeq lists its product as uncharacterized. Bases 94 to 474 code for a protein of 126 amino acids. The transcript is spliced from 2 exons. The record is from RefSeq and is a predicted model, not a curated record. NCBI's taxonomy places the organism in Eukaryota, Viridiplantae, Streptophyta, Magnoliopsida, Brassicales, Cleomaceae.
AGUCUCUCACAAUGCUUGAGAAAAAGAUAUCACCAAACCUAGAGAGAGAAAAAGAAUUGUCUGUGUAGAGAGAGAGAGAGGAGAAAAAAGUGUAUGGCAGCCAAAUCCAAGAGCCUUCAGUGGAUCGCCGGCUUCGGAAAGCAACUCGUCGUCGGCCUCCGCCCACGCGCUCCUCCACGCGCCGCCGUGCUUUCUUUCUCUAGGAGGAGUGGCCACUCAUCGGCUUAUGACAAGAACGUGGAGGAACAGGUGCAGCAGCCAAGUGUACUGCCGGAUGAAGUGAUCAGACUUGACUCCGACAAAUACUGGGCCCCUCAUCCUCAGACCGGUGUCUUUGGUCCCACUACCGAUCAGGGCUCAGCCGCCAUGGCUGCGGCCGUGGCUGAGCAGCGUGGCCAGGACUCGGUGCUGGAGGAGAAGGCCUGGUUCCGCCCCACGAGUCUCGAGGACCUGGACAAGACACACCAUGCUUAGAAACCUAUAUAUACAUACAUAUAUAUAUGUGUGUGUGUAUGUAUCCCAAUGUCUUUCUCACUUCAAAGACUCCUGUUGUGGUAAUAAAGAGAAACACACUUGUGUUGUCCAUGAAUCAUCAGACUCGACUCUGCAUGUUAGUGCUAUUUCCCAAGCAAAAACCCAUUUGCAGUGGAAUGAGAGCAGUUGGUGUUUAUGUAAA